Komagataella phaffii GS115 is the source of this 1614-nucleotide messenger RNA. Its product is annotated as Lysine permease. Gene Ontology annotation, molecular function: amino acid transmembrane transporter activity. Bases 1 to 1614 code for a protein of 537 amino acids. The transcript has a single exon. Gene Ontology annotation, cellular component: membrane. The record is from RefSeq and is a predicted model, not a curated record. Gene Ontology annotation, biological process: amino acid transmembrane transport. Lineage: Eukaryota; Fungi; Ascomycota; Pichiomycetes; Pichiales; Pichiaceae.
AUGGAGAAGAAAGAAUCGACCAUCACAGGUGUUUAUGAUGAGGAGCACUCAUCAAAUUUCCUCUCAGAGACAGGAGAGAUUAAGAAAGUCAAGCGUGGGCUUGAGGAAAGACAUGUUGCUAUGAUUGCCCUUGGUGGAACCAUUGGUACUGGUUUGUUCAUUGGUAUUUCUACUCCUUUGAAAAAUGCUGGUCCAGUUAAUGCCCUAAUUGCUUAUAUCUACAUGGCCACAUUGGCCUUCUCAGUCACCCAAUCGCUGGGAGAACUUGCAACCCACUCCCCAAUUGCUGGUUCAUUUUGUACCUUCAAUACUCGUUAUCUGUCAAAAGCUUUAGGAUUCUCCACCAACUGGUGUUAUUGGUUCACUUGGGCCAUCACAUUUGCCAUCGAAUUGUCCAUCGUUGGGCAGAUUAUCGAAUAUUGGACUUAUGCUGUUCCUAUCGGUGCUUGGAUAGCUAUAUUCUUUGUCAUUUUGAUUGGUACCAACUUGUUCCCAGUGUCUUUCUACGGUGAACUCGAGUUUUGGAUCGCUUCUAUCAAAGUUAUUGCUAUCAUUGGUUUCAUUCUCUAUGCCUUUAUCAUGGUUUGUGGUGCUGGUCAAACAGGUCCUGUUGGUUUCCGUUACUGGAGGAACCCAGGCCCUUGGGGGCCAGGUAUCCUAGUGUCCAACGUUAACACUGGUAGAUUCCUUGGUUGGUUAUCUUCUCUAAUUAACGCUGCUUUCACAUAUCAAGGUGUCGAAUUGACUGGUAUCUCUGCUGGUGAAGCUGCCAACCCAAGAAGGGCAGUUCCAAGAGCCAUUAACAAAGUUAUUUACAGAAUUCUGAUUUUCUACCUCUUGACACUGUUCUUCAUUGGUCUUUUGGUUCCGUACAAUGAUCCAGCAUUAAACUCAACUGAAAAUUUCAUCUCAUCAUCUCCAUUUUUAAUUUCCAUUCAAAACUCAGGAACCAAAGUUUUACCAGAUAUUUUCAAUGCGGUCAUCCUAAUGACAGUGAUAAGUGCAGGUAACUCUAACAUCUACAUUGGUUCUCGUAUUCUAUAUUCCAUGGGUGAUUCAGGUAACGCACCAAAAUGCUUCUUAUGGGUGACCAAGUGGGGAACUCCUUACGUCGGGGUUAUAUUCACCGGUAUAUUUGGACUCUUGGCUUUCUUGAAUCUUUCUGAGGAUGGUGCCACCGUUUUCGACUGGCUUGUCAAUAUCACAGCUGUGGCCGGUCUUAUUGCAUGGAUGUUCAUUUCUGUCUCACACAUCCGAUUCAUGCAUAUCUUAAGAAGAAGAGGUUCAUCUAGAGAUGAGUUGCCUUACAAGGCAAAAUGGAUGCCAUGGUUUGCGUGGUACGCUGCAAUUAACAUUUUCGUUAUCUUGUUCAUCCAAGGAUUCGAGGCCUUCUUUGAUUUUACUGCCACUAAAUUCUUCACAGCUUAUAUUUCAUUGAUCUUGUUCGUCGUCUUAUGGAUAGGUUCACAGUUCUCCCUAUACAAGAAUGACCCAUGGCUCAUUCCUAUCGAUGAGGUUGACAUCGACUCAGAAAAGAGGAAGGUUGAUGAAGAAAUAUGGGAAGAGGAACCUCCUAAAACCUUAUGGGGUAAAAUUUGGCAAACCAUCUUAUAG